AGAUUAUGACGCGCGCGGAUCAGUCGAGCGCCCCCGAUGACGCUGAUUCCCACGCCGUGCUGCACAAGUUUGCGCCGCUGCUGUCGCUGUUGCGUGAGAAGAUGCUGGCGCUUCCACCAUACAUGACGCAAGCACCCACAUCCUCAUCGUCCACACACACAUCCACGUCAGGCUCAACUGCUGCAAAGACUCGACAGGACCAAUCGCAGAGCGCGAGUGCAGAGGAGAAAUACGUGGAGGAGCUACGACCACACGCGUUUCGAAUGGUGCAGAUGGAUUACUCGUCCCAUCUCUACAAGAGAUACAUUGAUGAGUCUGCAAACGCCAAUGUCAGUCGCCAGCGCAUGUCACGCAUUUUGAAGGAAGUGGCGUCCCUCACCACCAGCAUGCCCGUCCAUUUUGCAUCCUCCAUCUGCGUUCGGGUCGACGAGACGCGCCCCGAUGUGAUCAAGGCGAUGAUCACGGGGCCCGAGGACACGCCGUAUGCCAACGGGUGCUUCAUCUUCGACAUUUUCCUGCCGCAGCAGUACCCAGCUGUUCCGCCAAUGGUUUCGCUCAUCACCACAGACGGCGGCCGUGUCCGCUUUGGCCCCAACCUGUACAACACGGGCAAAGUGUGCCUGUCACUGCUUGGAACGUGGUCUGGCCCCGGCUGGGACCCGAAAGUGUGCACGGUGCUUCAGGUGCUUGUAUCCAUUCAGUCGCUGAUUCUGAACGAGCAGCCCUUUUUCAACGAGCCCGGGUAUGAGUUUUCAACGCAGACCCCGGAUAGCGAACUCUACAACACAUGCGUCUCCUACCAGGCGUUGUUCUCAUAA
Molecule: messenger RNA, 818 nt
Organism: Salpingoeca rosetta
Lineage: Eukaryota; Choanoflagellata; Craspedida; Salpingoecidae
Exons: 6
Coding region: 6-818 (270 amino acids)
Molecular function (GO): ubiquitin conjugating enzyme activity
Source: RefSeq, a predicted model, not a curated record